This is a messenger RNA of Xenopus laevis (African clawed frog), 5128 nucleotides long. RefSeq names its product RAB3 GTPase activating non-catalytic protein subunit 2 L homeolog (gene rab3gap2.L). Bases 158 to 4330 code for a protein of 1390 amino acids. Lineage: Eukaryota; Metazoa; Chordata; Amphibia; Anura; Pipidae. The record is from RefSeq and is a predicted model, not a curated record. The transcript is spliced from 35 exons. Gene Ontology annotation, cellular component: cytoplasm.
AUCUGCGCACCAAUGGCCGAGCUGACACCUCAGCGAGAUGACGCACUUCCUAUGUGGCUGCUGGGCAGCUGUUUUGUGACAGGAGCCGGUGCUUGGUGGCCCGUAGGGCGGAUACGAAGCCUGUGACUUGCCUCUGAGCCAGCCCGAACCAGGGGAAAUGGCCUGCACCCUACUAGAGUUCUGCCGAUUCCAGGACAUCAAGGUGGUGCGGGAUUUUCUAUUCCCGUCACUUCGUGAGGAGAAGAAGGCCACUGAUAAUUUGACCAGUUGGGAAGAAGAAGAUUGGGGAUCCUGGGAAGAAAAUGAAAACCAUAAAGAGACCGCAGAAGAAGAAACAACCAGCACAUCUCCUCCUUUCUACUGGCUGCAAGAGUGUGUGCUCUCCCUGUCACCCACCAAUGAUCUCAUGGUGAUCGCCCACGAGCAGAAAGCAGUAUUUUUAGCACCAAAAUGGAAAGGCAACGGGAAAGGGAAAGAGGAGAUGCAGUAUGAAGUGGUCUGGAGCGGCUCUUUAACUGUGGACGAUGGCUUUCCAACCAUAGAAGAUAGUGAAUUUAUCAGCAGUGCAUUGUGCAUUCCGUUGGCAAGCCAAAAAAGGAGUUCUACAGGACGGCCUGAUUGGACCUGCAUUGUAUUUGGUUUCACUUCUGGAUAUGUCCGGUUCUACACUGAGAGUGGGGUGUUGCUUCUUUCUCAGCUGUUAAAUCAAGAAGCCAUCCUUCAACUUAAAUGCAGGACCUAUGAGAUUCCAAGGCAUCCUGGUGUCACAGAACAGCAUGAAGAAAUGAGCAUCUUGUAUCCGUCUGCCGUGGUCACCAUUGAUGGAUUUAGCCUCUUUCAGUCGCUCAGGGCAUGCCGCAAUCAGGUAGCAAGAGCUGCAGCAUCUGGAAACGAGAAUGUUCAGCCUCCGCCGCUGGCCUACAAAAAGUGGGGACUGCAGGAUGUUGACAAAAUUGUUGACCACGCCAGUGUUGGUGUCAUGGCAUUAUCCCCAUUUGAUCAAAUGAAGACGGCUUCCAUUUUAGGUGGCUUUAAUGCAGCCAUAAAGAGCAGCCCACCCACCAUGUCUCAGUACAUUACCGUGGGAUCCAAUCCUUUCACUGGGUUCUUUUUUGCUUUGGAGGGAAGUACGCAGCCAUUAUUAUCUCAUGUGGCUCUGGCUGUUGCCAGCAAACUCACGUCUGCCCUUUUCAGCGCUGCCAGUGGGUGGCUGGGCUGGAAGAGCAAACAUGAAGAAGAGCCUCAGCAGAAGCAAAAACCCAAAGUAGAACCUGCCACUCCUCUAGCUGUAAGAUUCGGACUUCCGGAUUCUCGUCGCCUUGGAGAGAGCAUUAGCCUUUCCCCCUGUAACACAUUGGCUGCUGUAACCGAUGACUUUGGCAGAGUUAUUCUGUUGGAUGUUGGAAGAGGCAUUGCAAUUAGAAUGUGGAAAGGCUACCGUGAUGCCCAGGUGGGAUGGAUGCAGAUUGUGGAGGACUUGCAUGAAAGAGAGUCUGAGAGAGGACAUAACUCUCCAUUUCAGAAUGCUAGCGGACCAAGCCGGGUGGCCCAGUUUCUGGUUAUUUAUGCCCCCAGGAGGGGUAUUCUUGAAGUGUGGAGCACUCAGCAGGGGCCUCGUGUAGGAGCAUUUAAUGUGGGAAAGCACUGCAGGUUGCUGUAUCCUGGCUAUAAAAUAAUGGGAUUAAAUAAUGUGACCAGUCAGGGAUGGCAACCCCAAACCUACCAGAUUUGCCUUAUUGACUCCGUGUCGGGAAACGUAAGGACAGUGAAUAUCCCAUUCCACCUGGCUCUGAGGGAUAAGAAAUGCGAAAGAGCGAAGGAUAUGCACUUAGUUAAAAAACUUGCAACGCUGCUGAAAGCCAAAGUCCCAGAUCACGAGCGCCUGGAAACCGAAGCAAAAGAAAUUAUUUUAGAUAUUAAAUAUCCAGCAACCAAGAAACAGGCAUUAGAACGCAUACUUGCCAGUGACCGUGUGCCCUUUUCCUCUCUCAUCAGCAUCACGCAGACUUUAAUGGAUUCUCUUAAAAACCAAGAGCUGGAGAAUGUUGAUGAAGAUCUGCUGACUUUCUGUGAAGACAAAUUGAAGCUCCUGCACCUCUAUGAAUCUGUUAAGAGGAUCAGUUCUGUUACUACGGAGAGCAACCCUUCACCUUCAGAUAAAGAGCUUGCUCAGCUAUUGCGUCUGGAUGAGGAUGAGUUAGCCAGAGUGCAGACUUUAAUUAGGAACUACAAGCAGGGGAUUCCCAGAACAGGAGUGCACUUUGCUGAUGAUGAAGGGAGCAUCUUACCUGUGAAGACCUUCCUGGAGUACCUAGAGUGUGACAAGGACACAAUAAACGUGAAGAAGUUAAGUGAAGAUGAACAUGUAGCUUUGGGCAGUUUCUUCUUCUGGAAAUGUCUACAUGGCAAGUGCUCCUCCCAGGAAAUGUGUCAGACCCUGGAGUCAGCAGGGCUUAGCCCACAAGUCUUACUGUCUCUGCUUCUCAAAGUCUGGCUUUCCAAAGAAAGAGACACCGUAGACAACAAGCAGUCGUUGUGCUGCCUUCACAGCAUGUUGUCUCUACUCAGCAACAUGAAAGUGGCCAUUGAUGAAUCCUGGGACCUGCAGUCUGUCUCCCCCUGGUGGCAACAAAUGCGCAUGACCUGCGUGCAGUCCUCAAGCAAUGGAGCAGCUUUGUUAUCCGCACACGUUGGCCACUCUGUUGCUGUCAGUAUAACCAAUGCCCUGGCAGUGAAGAAGUUUCCCAAAUCAAGCCAAGAUGAUGAUGCUGAGUCAAUGACAGACUCGUGGGAAGCCCUGUCUCUGGAUACAGAAUACUGGAAGCUGCUGCUGAAACAGCUAGAAGACUGUCUCAUCCUCCAGACACUGCUGCACUGUAAAGCAAUCAGACCAAGUGCCAGAGUCUCCUCCCUGCAGGCCGAGCCCCUCCCAAAACUCUCCGUUAAAAAGCUCCUGGAAGGAGGGAAAGGGGGUGUAGCUGACACUUUGGCCAAGUGGGUGUUUAAACAAGAUGUCAGCCCUGAUUUACUGCGAGAAGCCAAUUCCAAACGAGAGGUGGAAAAGGCUGAGGCCCCAUCCGAAACCAACGCCAUUGUUCUACGUACAGAGUCCCAGGCAGCGGCAGCCACAGAGGAAAUUCAAGACCUGCUGUAUUUGGCGUAUCAGCAUUUCCCAUCGAGCCUGAAUGUAGACAUGCUGCAUGCCCACUGCUGUUGGGAGUACGUGUUACAGUGGAACAAAGACCCGGAGGAGGUGCAGUUCCUUGUUCGCUCCGUUGAUCACUUAAAACGAGUCAGCAAUGCCCACGUGCAGUUUGGCCUCUCUCUCAUGAUGUGGAACACGUUCAUCAUAAAGCGAUUUUCUGCUGCUGCAUACCUGAUCGAUAAGGUUGGAAAAGCUCCCAAGGACAGACUGUGCCGAAGGGACGUGGGGAUGAGCGACAGCGCAAUGACUUCUUUCCUAGGGAGCUGCUCAGAUCUCCUGCAGGCAAUGAUGGAGGCUGACGUUAGCAGUGAGGAGAUGCAGGCGCCGCUGCUGGAGCUGGAAGAUUCCUGGGUCAAUAUGGAAGGUCCCAACUCUAUAGCAGAACUGGCUCUUGAACAGAAGCACAUCCACUACCCACUUGUGGAGCACCAGUUUGUACUCUCCGCCAUUUUGUACGCAGUCAUGAGGUUUUCCUUUAAAUCUAUCAAACCUCUUGCACUUUAUGACAGUAAGGGUAAAAACGCAUUUUUCAAAGAUCUGACUUCAAUUCAGCUGCUGCCGAGUGGGGAUGCAGAUCCAAGUUUAGUGAGCUUAAGGCAACAGUUCUUGUUAAAGGUGAUCAGUUCAGCCGUCCAGACGCUCGCCCAGACCCCGGAGCCCACUCAGUCAGAGCUCACUCCAACAGAAACCCCCGAGAAGUCAGUGGACUGGCCCGAGCUGGCUGUGGAAUUAGCCCGGCAGCUGCAAGUGAAUGAAGAUACAAUAUGGAGACAUUAUGUGUGUGAGCUCUACAGCUACGGCCUCGAUCACUUGGCUGAAGAGGCCAUUCUCCGAGUACUGGACAAGGAGGUGCUGGCGUCUCAGCUACUGGUGCUCACGGGGCAGCGCUUGUCCUUCGCUUUACUGCACUCACAGACCAAGCAGGGCAUGGAGCUACUGGCACGGCUUCCCCCCACUCUCUGCACCUGGAUAAAAGCAAUGGACCCCCAGGACCUGCACAACACAAACGUGCCCAUCUCCGUUACUGCAAAGCUGGUGGAUAAAGUGGUGGAACUGUUGCCUGACAACCACGGCCAAUACGGUCUCGCCUUAAACCUGAUCGAGGCUGUGGAAGCCAUGUCCUGAUUGGCCAGAGAGAUCCUGCAUGUAAGAUACAACGGCCGCUCUGGGCUUUCAGGGAUUUUUUUUGUAAGAUAUUAACUGCCGCCUUCAUGUCAGCGCUAGUAUUGCAUCUAUAAUUAUCCACUGAUCUUCUCUAUCAUCUCUGCUGAACUUGUCUUUCAUGAAUAUGCAAAUAUAUAUAUAUGUUAUAACAUGUCAAUCACACACAGACUUAUUUAUUGAAAUUUAUGCUUUGUGCAUAAAGAGGCACAUUUAUCAAGGGUCGAAUUUCGAAUUCACGGGAGCUUUUUUUUAAACUCCCGUUAUUAUUAAAAUUGAAUUUGUUAAACUUGAACUAGUUGAAACGACCCAAUGGGAUUCGAAUUAUAAAAACUUGAUUCGAGUGUUUUUUCACCAAAUUGAUCCCUGGAUCUCUCUCUCGUUUAACUUAUAGAGUAAUUCGGCAGGUUUUAGGUGGGCGAAUCGUCGAAUUUGAGUUCUUAAAGGGCCAGUGUAUGAUAAAUCUUGAAUUGAGUUUGGAUAAUUGACAAUUCGAAUAUUCUAAAUCGCAUUUUCACUUCGACCCUUAAUAAAUCUGCCCCAUAAAGUAUCAAUGUGAAUUACUUGGUGCAAUGAGAACUUAUUCCCCAUUGCUAUAAAGUCGGGAGCAACUUCCCUAGAGGUUUAAUUUUCGCUGUUCAUAAGCAGCUGCCAGAAGCCCCGGGAUGCCACUGCCCUUAAUGAGACCCACAUGUAUUUUGUCUUGUUAUUUGAUCGUGUCAGAAGGCAAGAAAUUGCUGAAAUAAACCUAAAUAUUCCUUA